Molecule: messenger RNA, 3121 nt
Organism: Salvelinus namaycush (lake trout)
Lineage: Eukaryota; Metazoa; Chordata; Actinopteri; Salmoniformes; Salmonidae
Product: SUN domain-containing protein 1-like
Exons: 21
Coding region: 182-2878 (898 amino acids)
Biological process (GO): nuclear envelope organization
Cellular component (GO): meiotic nuclear membrane microtubule tethering complex; nuclear envelope
Molecular function (GO): protein-membrane adaptor activity
Source: RefSeq, a predicted model, not a curated record
CUCCCUGCUGUCCUCCAUCCUGGACCAGUCCGGCCUCCGCCAGCGAUCCACCACCACUACUACCACAGACGGCUACUGGGGUUCAGAUCAGGAUACCAGUCUGAAAGGGAGGAGUUCAAGGACGGACCACAGCUCAACGGGUGCGAACGGCGGCGUCAACACUGUGUCGCACAGCCACGCCAUGGUCGCCAACGGUUACAUCUGUAAAGACUGUUCCAUACACUCUGAGAGGAAAGAAGCUCUCACCACAUACUCCUCCUCUUCCUCGUCUCAGGCUGCCUCUGCUGCAGCAGCUGCCGCCACCUUCUCCUCUUCCUCGUCUCAGGCUGCCUCUGCUGCAGCAGCUGCCUCCGCCCUUUCAUCCUCUUCCUCAUCUCAGGCUGCCUCUGCUGCAGCAGCUGCUGCCGCCAUCUCAUCAUCAUCAGCCUCAUCCUCCAGUUUAUACUGCACGGUCAAGAGUCAGAGGAGCAAGACAGGUCUCCUGGUGUCAGUCUCUAACACAUGUGUCCACUACAGCAGACGAGCCCUGGCCCCUAUAGUGUCCCUGGUGACACUGCUCUUCCAGAAUGUUCUGUGGCUGGGCACUAGGGCCAGGAGCCACUCAGGCAAAGGUGUCCUGGCGUCCCUCUUAGACAGGGCCAGACGGGCUGUCUCCUCCAGCGCGUCCCGUGUCUCUUGGCUCUUUAAGCAGACCACUCUCCACAGGAUGAUGGGCUACAGGGCCAACGGCUACGAAGGCAAAGCUCAUUCUAGUUACUGUGGGAGCAUGAAUGUAAAAGACCACGUGAUGGGAGACGGACGCCAACACUUUUUGAAUGGCUCGUUGUGUGACGACUGUAAAGGGAAGCAGCACCUGGAGACCAACACACUGGUCCAAAGUCACACACAGACCUCCAGAACUCACCGUCUACUGGGGGGCUACUGUCUGCUCCAGCCAGGUUACUAUGUAGUGAGGGCAGGCCUGGCGCUGGGGUCAGCAGUACGGUCAGUGGCUCAGAGACUCCUGUCGGUGCUGUGGCUAGUCCUGGGAGCUCCAGGUAAAGCAGCCAGGCGGUUGUUGUGGUGUCUGGGGACAGGCUGGUACCAGCUGGUGUCUCUCAUGUCUCUGUUCAACGUCUUCUUCCUGACCCGGUGCCUGCCCAGAAUGUGGAAGCUCCUCCUCUUCCUCCUUCCCCUCCUGCUACUUCUGUGGUUGUGGUUCUGGGGUCCGUCCAGUUUCCUCUCCUACCUUCCAGCCAUAAACCUGACAGAGUGGCGCUCCAGAGUGGUGUCCCCCUUCACCCUCUCAUCGUUUAUCCUGACCCCUGCCCUUGUUUCCACCCCCGCCACACCACUGGAGCAGACCCCCCCAGCACCCCCUGGCCCACAGGCACAGCCAGUCCUUCCCCCCAUAGUCACCGUGGACACAGAGGGCCUGGAGCGUCUGGAGCGGGUAGAGCAUGGUCUGACCCUGCUGUGGGAGCGGGUGGAGCAGGGAGACCAGAGCCAGGAGCAGCAUCACGGGGACACCCUGGCCCAGUACACCCUCCUGAGGGAGCAGCUGGACAGCCAGACGGACAGGGACAGCCUGGGUCUCUGGGUCUCUGGCUUGCUGGAGCACAGGAUCACCCUGCUGAGAGGAGAGCUGGAGCAGCAUGAGGCCUCACACAGGGCACAGACUGAAGAGCAGAGGGUUCAGCAGCAGAGUCAGGAGACACGGCUGGCUGAGCUGGAGGGGCUGCUGCAGGUCCUCGCUACUAAAACUGAGGCGGUGCAACAGAAACGGGAACAGCGGAAGGAGGAGACAGAGGAGACAGCCACACCAGCCCCUGCCUCUGUCCCUGUCAGUGUGGGUGUGGACCAGGAGGCCCAUGCUGCUUUGCUGGCGGAGGUGCAGAGGCUGGAGGGGGAGCUGGGUCGGAUCAGGGGCGACCUGCAGGGGGUGAUGGGAUGUCAGGGGAAAUGUGAGCAGCUGAACACAAUCCAGGAAACGGUGUCUACCCAGGUGUCCGCCCAGGUGAGGCGGGAGCUGCGGGCCCUGUUCUACGGCUCUGUCGACCAGACCCACCAGGGAGAACCAGACAUCCCCGAGGGUCUCCUCCAGUGGCUAUCGUCGCGCUACGUGAACGGGGCCGACCUGCAGGCCCUCCUGACCAACCUGGAGCUCAGCAUCCUGAGGAACGUGUCGCUGCAGCUGGAGCAGAGCAGGGCCGAGGCCCGGACGGAGGCUGAGGCCAGGGCUGCAGUCAUCACCACCCAGACCCAGGCUAUUACACAGAGUGUCCAACACACCGCCGUGGGCGGGGGACUGUCUGAGGAGCAAGUGCAGCUGAUCGUCCAGAAUGCCCUGAAACUCUACUCCCAGGAUAGGACGGGCCUAGUGGACUACGCCCUGGAGUCUGGAGGCGGUAGCAUCUUAAGCACGCGCUGCUCGGAGACGUACGAGACAAAGACGGCCCUCAUGAGUCUGUUCAGCGUGCCCCUCUGGUACUUCUCCCAGUCACCCCGUGUCGCCAUCCAGCCUGAUAUGUAUCCAGGGAACUGCUGGGCGUUUAAAGGUUCUCAUGGUUACCUGGUCAUCCGGUUGUCCCUGAGGAUCCUCCCCACAGCCUUCUGUCUGGAGCACAUCCCCAAGGCCCUGUCCCCUACCGGCAACAUCACCAGCGCCCCGCGCAACUUCACUGUCUACGGUCUGGAUGAUGAGUAUCAGGAGGAGGGAAAGCUGUUGGGUCAAUACAUCUACCAGGAGGACGGAGACUCAAUGCAGAACUUCCCUGUCAUGGAGAAGAACGAAAGGGCCUUCCAGAUCAUCGAGGUGCGGGUGCUGACCAACUGGGGUCACCCCGAGUACACCUGCCUCUACCGCUUCAGAGUCCACGGAGAACCACGCAUCCAGUGAGGGAGGAUGGCGGCCAUUUGAACUGCCAGUCAACAGAGAAAUGCAUAUCAUCCUAUCUGUAUAUAGUACUGGACAUAUUUUUCUAAAUGGAGGGGGCUGGGAAAAACCGAGACUUAUAUAGACGAGUGACUUCAGAAGUGUGGGGAUGGGUGUUUGAUUUAUGCUAGAAUGUGUCCAAUGGGGGUUUUGUUUUACUCGGUAUUGAAAUGGUGAAAGAAUGAACUGUAAUGAAAUGUCAGGGAA